AUACUCCCCACAGAUUCUUAUCGAAAAAAAAAAUACUGCUCCGUAGAAGAAAGAGAAAGCAACCAUGGAGUCGCUGACUCUUCGGGCGUCGCCGUCGACCACCACCGCCGCCUCGCCGCUGCUCCGCCUGCCCGGCCGGCGGCAGGCGGCGUCCGUGCGCGUCUCCGCCUCGUCCGGCGGCUCAUCCGAGCCGGACCUGUCCGUGCGCGUGAACGGGCUGAAGAUGCCGAACCCGUUCGUGAUCGGCUCGGGGCCGCCCGGCACCAACUACACCGUCAUGAAGCGCGCCUUCGACGAGGGCUGGGGCGGCGUCAUCGCCAAGACCGUGUCCUUGGAUGCUGGAAAAGUUAUCAACGUAACUCCGCGCUAUGCCCGGCUCAGGGCAGAACCUAAUGGAGCUGCCAAGAGCCGUAUCAUUGGAUGGCAGAACAUCGAACUUAUCAGCGAUCGGCCUCUCGAGACAAUGCUUAAGGAGUUCAAGCAACUGAAGAAAGAAUAUCCUGAUAGGAUACUCAUUGGCUCAAUAAUGGAGGAGUACAACAAAGCUGCAUGGCAUGAGCUUAUCGAGCGCGUUGAGGAAUCUGGAGUGGAUGCUCUUGAGAUAAAUUUCUCAUGCCCACAUGGCAUGCCAGAGCGAAAAAUGGGGGCGGCUGUUGGACAGGAUUGUGGCUUGUUAGAGGAGGUUUCUGGUUGGAUAAAUGAGAAGGCUACUGUGCCGGUUUGGGCUAAGAUGACUCCUAACAUUACAGAUAUUACAGAGCCUGCAAGGGUUGCUCUUAAGUCAGGAUGUGAAGGAGUCGCUGCUAUCAACACAAUUAUGAGCGUAAUGGGAAUCAAUCUCAAAACUUUGCGCCCAGAACCUUGUGUGGAGGGGUAUUCCACACCUGGAGGCUAUUCUGCGAGAGCUGUGCACCCUAUAGCACUUGCAAAAGUCAUGCAGAUAGCAAGGCUGAUGAAAGAGGAAUUUCCUGAUGGACAGUCCCUCUCCGCCAUUGGUGGUGUUGAAACUGGCAAUGAUGCUGCUGAGUUUAUUCUACUAGGCGCAGAUACCGUACAGGUUUGUACAGGUGUAAUGAUGCAUGGUUAUGGCCUUGUUAAGAAGCUCUGUACAGAGUUGCAGGAUUUUAUGAGAGAACACGACUUCUCAUCCAUCGAUGAUUUCCGGGGGGCGUCUCUCCCGUACUUCACGACGCACACAGACCUGGUGCAGCGGCAGCAGGAGGCGAUCAAGCAGCGGAAGGCCAUCAGGCUGGGCCUGCAGUCGGACAAGGACUGGACCGGCGACGGCUUCGUCAAGGAGACCGAAAGCAUGGUCUCCAACUGACCGAUGCAGCUCUCAAGUCUGAAACCCCAACAACAUACUUCCACUUGUGAUUAAACACGGACCGGGAACACGAAAGGCUGUGCAGACUACUCUUCGAUCCAUCUUACAUUCAAUAAAGCAUCAUACAGGAAUUCUUCCUUUUUCGCAUAUGUGUUACAUCAUUCUCAUCCUUGGCGUGAUGAGCAUGGUGUUGUCGGGCUUGCCUGCUCCCUCCUUGUACUCCAACCAGUGCAUCGAGGCUCUAAUGAAGACCCAGUCAUGGGUUCAUAUUCAUAUGCCUCUCGUUCUGGGCGUUCCAACGACUGAGACACAUAUAAUGCAUAUAAGAGGACGUACACUUUUUGUUUUGUCA
Messenger RNA from Brachypodium distachyon (stiff brome), 1676 nucleotides. Its product is annotated as dihydropyrimidine dehydrogenase (NADP(+)), chloroplastic. The record is from RefSeq and is a predicted model, not a curated record. Gene Ontology annotation, biological process: uracil catabolic process; thymine catabolic process. Gene Ontology annotation, cellular component: cytoplasm. Lineage: Eukaryota; Viridiplantae; Streptophyta; Magnoliopsida; Poales; Poaceae. The transcript has 7 exons. Bases 65 to 1324 code for a protein of 419 amino acids. Gene Ontology annotation, molecular function: dihydropyrimidine dehydrogenase (NADP+) activity; uracil binding; NADP binding.